AUGUGCAUCCGCGUCCUAACAAUCUUCAAAUGCGCCUGUCCCUAUCGUAACACCCUCGUCUGUCCACACCAUGUUCAUGUCCGCGAACCAUCUUCUUCUUCAUCAACAGCCUCGUCAGACCUCUCCCCAUCAAAACCGUCAUCACCAUCGCCAUCUCGACCAAACACUGCUACUUCCUCCGAAGCCCCCGAAAACAACAACACUACCGCCGACACAAACGACGUAACAAAUGCAGAUGACUUCCAAAAAGGCUUCCACUCCCGCCUCCCCUCCGCUCUCCAGGGCCAUAAAUCCUGGACGCCCCUCCCCGGCAAGGAAAACCAGCGGUGGGAGCACUGUCCGGGGUACUUGGCCAAGAGCCGGGCCCUAGCAGCAGUGGCUUCCGCUGCUGUUAGCAAAACAGGCGAGGUACUUGUGGGGAAAGAAACGCAAUGCGCCGAGUACAAAGCUACGGAACCCAAGUUCAGGAGGCGGUGGGAGGUGAAGACGGGGUUGUGUAAAGAGUGUAAGGGGGUGCAUGGGAUGGAUGGACCUUCUGGUGUUGGGGUUGUUGAGGAGGCUCGGGAGAAUAAGGUGGGGAAAGUGGUGGUUCGGGUAGGAAAGGGAAUGCCCUUGGUGAAGGGAAUGGUGACGGGGAACUUGAAGAGAAGCGAGGCGGAAAGGGGCAGGGGAAGGGCGAGGAGUAGAGCUGCUACGGAUCCUACGGCUGGUGCUAUGCCGGUGCCGGUGCCGGUGCAUGUGGAUGCCGCCGGGGGGAAUGUGGUGAAGGGGGUGAGUGCCGAGGUUGUGGGAAAGAGGGUGGUGAGGAAGAGGAUAGCUACUUUGUGA
Molecule: messenger RNA, 828 nt
Organism: Sordaria macrospora k-hell
Lineage: Eukaryota; Fungi; Ascomycota; Sordariomycetes; Sordariales; Sordariaceae
Source: RefSeq, a predicted model, not a curated record